Messenger RNA from Geodia barretti, 830 nucleotides. NCBI's taxonomy places the organism in Eukaryota, Metazoa, Porifera, Demospongiae, Tetractinellida, Geodiidae. The record is from the annotation of a GenBank genome assembly.
AUGUCCGACACGGUUGACCUUUGUCAACUAACCGAGGGAGUUCUCAUCCCCUGCAUGAGUCCGGAGACCUGGCAAGAACUGAAGGUCUAUCCACUGCUACCUGACGAUGUUAUUCUCUCCAGUUACCCGAGAUCCGGCACGACAUGGAUGCAGCAUAUACUGAGACUUCUGCGCAACGGAGGGAAAGACGACGGGGUAAACUUGGACGACGCUGUUCCGUGGCUGGAAGCUCUCAAGGCGGCACACGGCAAAAGUAUUGAAAUUGAACCCAAAUGAGGCAGACAUACUGCCAUCUCCGAGAACGCUGAAAGUGCACCUACCCUACCAGCUUACUCCAGGAGGGCUGCCUCACACGACCAACAUCAAGUAUUAUUUUAUCGCCCGCAAUAUCGAAAUUCCAGAAAGACGCAACACUUCCUUGGGAAGAGUUUUUUUGCUGAUUUUCUAGAAGCAAAAGCGAUAACCGGCAUGUACGGAGGUUGGCUGAGUCACGUUCUAGGAUGGUGGGCACACCGAGAUGAGCCAAACAUAUUGUUCCUCAAGUACGAAGACCUCAAGAAAGAUCCACAUAAGACUGUAAAGGCCAUAGGCGAUUUCAUAGGUGUUGAGCCUCUCACAGAAGAGCUUGUGAAAACCGUUGUGGAAAAUUCCUCAUUCCAGAGUAUGUCAACAAAUGCAACAAUAAACCACAGAAAGAAAGAAGGAGCAGAAAUUUCUAUUACAUUUCUCAGGAAGGGGAUCAUUGGUGACUGGAAACACCACUACACUGCUGAACAAAACCACAAUUUGAACAGAAGGUUGGAGAAGUUUUGAAAGAAAACAAUCUAGAG